CUAGAAUAUCAUCAUUUCCGUAUUAGUACACAAAUAAAUAACACAAAAAUGAAAAAAAUAUUAUUUUUUGGAAUAUUUCUGAUGUUUAAUAAAAAUUGUUUAGGUCAAUGUAAGUAUUAACUAUUUUAUUUUGUAUAGAAUUUUAAUUAAUUAUGUUCAAGGUCUGAAUGAAGAUGCCUAGAAAUUUUAAAAGUUACUACUACACAUAUUUAUGAUCAAAAUUCUGAACAUUUUAUUAAAUAAUUGGUAUUAAAUUAAAAUCUUACUAUACUCAAAACUAUUUAUAAAUUGGUUAAAUAUUAUCCAAUUUAAUUUAGCUAUUUUAACAAACUACCAUAAACAAUACAUUGUUUGUAGUAAAAAUAAUUAAGAAGUAUUUGUAUCAAAUUAUAACAAAAUAUUAUUUUAAAUUUGAUACAAAAAAAUUCAAGUAGUGCACAUUUUAAAAAUGAAAAAUUAAUCAUCAUCUGGGCCUUAAUUAAUGCAAUUUACUUCAUAUAUAAAAUAUGUUUUUUUUUUAAAUAUUUUGUAUUUGAUCCGAUUGUUUAUUUGAUAUUUAAGUCUAUGCAUUUGAUGAUGAAGGGCCUCCAAUAUCAGAAACUGAUGGGCGUAUUAUGAAUUUGACACUUUUAACAAAAAAUGUUCUUGAACAUUACCAAAAUCCUGAUCCAAUAGGUUUACCAGAAGCUAUAACACCACCAUACUCAGAUCCUGAACCUAUUCCUGAUACAGAGAGUGCUUUAUGGAGUAUGUACAACUCAACAAUGAGAGGUCAUUCAAAAUUUAGAUUAAAAAAAUUAUAUGUCAAUUUAGUUGAUUUACAAGUAUGUAUACAUUUUCAUUAAUAUCUUAAAUUAUAUGUAGAGAUUUUUUUUAAUGGUUGAAAUUCUUUUUUUAAAUUAACAACAUUUUCAGUCCUAAUUCAACCCUAUACCUACAAUUAAAAUUAUUGUAGGCAAUUGAGUUAAAUAUUAAUUUAAUUACUUAAUUUAAUUUAAUUUAAUUUAUUAUUUUGUUUAUUAAUUUAGUUAGAAUUUGGAAUAUCAAUAGAUUCAUUAGUGGUAGUUGGAAACUAUUCGUAUUGGAGAAUGUACGAAGGAUAUUAUAAUGUCACACUAUUACAACUUCACAUAGAUGGUCACUUGACCUUACAAGUCAGUGAUACAGGACAUCUAGAGACUAAUAAUCUUAAUAUGAAUAUGAACUAUGAAAAUUUACAUAUGGAUACAAUAAAUAUACCAUUUUAUGAUACAUUUGUUAACAGUUUCACACAUUUUGUUGUUCAAACUAUUAAGCCAAUAAUUAUGAAACUGGUGAACAUAAUGAUUAAGGAUGAACUUGAUGAAAAAAUGAAACACUUUAAACGUUUUCCAAACACAAUACCACCUGUUGAUUUACUUAUAGCUGAGAGUCGUCAACAAAUAAAGUCAAUGGGAUAUGAUCCUUGGCGUGUAGAAGAUUUAGUAAACGCAGUAAAUUUCAACAUAUUUAGUUUGGAUAUCAAUGAAAUAUGGAUAACAGGCUUAUCCAGUAUAUAUAGAUUAGGAGAUAUUCACAUAAGUAUACAAAAUCAAACAAUUAUAUCCGUUAUACAUAUAGGAACUCAAGAAUUAGAUGGUCAUUGUCAAUGGAAAAUUGGAGCAGCAGGUAUACUAAAAACAACAGGUGUUUUAAGUUUUUCAGUUGAUUACAUACAGCUUGAAGCUAAUGUAACUCAACCAAUGGACACAAGAUUAGCACCAUAUUUAAAUGAAUUUGGAUUAUCAGUAGGAAAUAUUCAAUUGCGUAUGGAUGGAGCAGGUACGGUUGAUUAUUUAGCUGAGGCUCUUGUCAAUAUUGUUCCAAAUAUUUUAAGGAACAAAAUUGUAGAUGCUAUCGAACUUCCUAUUAAGAAAAGAAUACAGGACUUUUUAGAUAAAAUUGACGUGCAAGAAAAGAUUGAACAACGAAUUCCUCCAAUUAUAGACAAAAUGAUGGAACAUAAUAUAACAGAUAUAUUUAAAGAAAAUGAAAUAUUGCAUGAAGAUAUUAGUAUUAUAAGUAAAGAAGAUUUUUGAUAAGAUACUUUUGAAUUCAUUUAUAUUCUACAUAGACUAUUAACAAGUGUUUGAAACUAUUCAACUAUAAAAUGUAAUGGAAUUUUAAAUAUAAUUACUAAGUAGGUAUUGUUUAUUUAUUUUAAAACAAAAUACUCAGAAAUAAAUAUGUUCACAUGGUUUUAUUACAAUUAUAAUAGGUAAUAAAAAAUGUACAAUAAAAAACUAUAUUAAUCAGACUUACUCAUAUUUUGUAAUAUUUCAAGUACAUGAUUACCCAAAGGCUCAUCUUCGUUGGCCCAUGAAAUUACAAUUUUCUUUUUAUUAUUAUCCACACCAUCUUCUACAGUUACUAAAAUUGAUGCCAAUGAUAUUGAUCCAUCUGACAUAGUAAGUUUAUUCUUAAAAUUUGGUAAUUUAUUUUCCAGCAUACUGUAUAAUUUAGUUUUAGUUUUUUGGAGUGUAGAUGAUUCUUUAAUUUCAACAGUACAAGUGAACCUAAAA
Molecule: messenger RNA, 2540 nt
Organism: Cinara cedri
Lineage: Eukaryota; Metazoa; Arthropoda; Insecta; Hemiptera; Aphididae
Source: the annotation of a GenBank genome assembly